AUGUCCAAGACUCCAGAAUACGGAAAUCCACCUGACAGCACAGCUGAUCUAGGGGGUGUAUUUGAAGGCCUACCAGAUGACGGGGAUUCUGAAAAUAGCGAACAGCGUAUCUCCGCAGCCUCCAGACAGUCCCAAGCGUCCAAUGCGUCGGAAGUAACACUCAAGGCUGAAGAUGGGGAUGCUGGUACCGAUAUAAUAGGUACAUCUGACAAGAACGCACACGAAAGUGAUACAGUGAGCGCAUCUAUUAGUGAUGCACAAGAAAGUCGCAGUGUGAAGAGUGUAUCAUCCGGUAGUGGCAGAAGACUGCGCAAUGUGCAGAGUGCCUUGAACAUGCCCGUAUUCGCUAUGGGCGGCCAGAUAUUCUCGUACGAUCACAUGAGCCUGAACAAACUCAGUAGAGGGAAUACGGUAGGUGAUGUAAACGCUGGUACACACAGAAAGAGGCCUCAGAGUGCUAAGGUAUUGUGUGACACGAAGGACCGUGAAGUAGCGGGAGAUGCAGCAGAGAGGACUGCAUUACCUCAGAGCGCAAAUAGUAUCAGCCGUAGUGCGAAUACAAGAAAAGGAAUACAACGCAAGAGCAAACCCGGAACACCGACGAAUUUGGUGUUGAGUAGUGUGCACGGGAAGGGUGCGCAGGAGGAUUUAACGGGUGGUUCAAGUUUUACUCAACACACUCCUGUUGGCACAGGUCAUGAUGCAGUACUAGGUGAUGAUGACAUUGACGUAGGUGUAGAUGACACGAGCAGUCAUGUAUACGAGAAGGAAGUGGAUAAAUAUACAGACAAACCACACGCACGCGAAAUAGAAGAGAAUAUACAUGCCGAUAUAGCACACGCAAGCGACACGGAGAUAGACGUCGGUGAUGGUACGACAGAAGCUGUGGAUGAUGCUGAUUUGGAGGUUAGAGCGAUUGUGGGCGGUGAAGUGGAGGGACCAGUCCUGUCUACCACGACUGAGACAGAGACUGUGCCGGAUACUGAGACAGCCAGCAAACCACCUAAUACUGCGGAGGAGGAUAUUGAGACAACCGUUCAAUCAAGUGAAGGUGUAAAGGAGGCUACAAUCAUCCAAGACACGGAUACGACCGUUCAACAAAGUGAUGAUGCUAAGGAGGCUGAGAGCAUUCCAGGUAUUGAGACGGAAAAUCAACCAGGCGAAGAUACAAAAGAAGACAAUACUAUGCAAGAUAUCGAGACGACCGUUCAACAAAGUGAUGAUGUUAAGGAGGCUGAAAACAUCUCAGAUUUGGAGACAGAAAAUCAACCAGGCGUAGAUACAAAGCAGGACAGUACUAUGCAAGAUAUCGAGACGACCGUUCAACAAAGUGGUGAUGUAAAGGAGGCUGAAAACAUCUCAGAUAUGGAGACAGAAAAUCAACCAGGCGAAGAUACGAGGCAAGAUGAUACAAAGCAAGAUAUCGAGACGAUCGUUCAACAAAGUGGUGAUUUAAAGGAGGCUGACAACACAUGUAACUCCGAGACUCUAGCAGUUCAACAAAGCUGCGAUAUUAUGCAAACUGUCGAUUUAGAAACAGAACAAAACGGCGAUGAUUCGAGGGAUGCUGGGUCAGUGAUGGACAAGCCUGACAUUAUUGCAGAUGGCCGAGACAAUACGAUAGAGGCGGCUGAGAGUGCUUGCAAGAUUGCCCAGGCGGAUACAAAGGCAGACGGGUCGGUUGAAGCAGUGUUGACUGAGGCCUCGGACCAUAGUAGAGGUGAGGAUCUGGGCGAUACUGAGCAUACUAUAGAUACCGAGGCUAGUGGGAGUGUGUUAAGUCUUACAGAAGGCGCCCAGCUUGUGGGCGGUGUACGGGGCUCGCAAGCGGAGAAAGAUAUGAGCUUGAACUUCGAACGACUCACCACCGAUGAGCGGUCUACUGAAACAGACGAGCUUGCGGACAUACUAGAUAUGAGAGAAAGAGUACGUGCGGAGAGCGAAUCAAGUGACGCUGACUGGGUGAAGCUAGAUGAGGAGAUGAAUGUGCCGACGAUAGGAAAUGGCAAAAAGGACAGGAAAAGCCUUACCGUCAGACAGAUUAGUUCGGAGGUCCUGGGUAACGCUGUCGCCAUUGGACCAGUUGAAAGCUUUGGCGAAACCUUGCCCAAACGGCAGAGCAGUCUCGCUAGAUAUCUCAGCAGGGAGCACGAGCUGGAAGUCGGCGCAGCAGGCAAGCGAAUAUCGCUUGCAUCACAAGUUUCAAACGAUAGCGCAACCGAUUGGCGGCGAAAAACCAAGGACCAGCUCCGUCGUGCCAACAGCGAAGUGGUCAAAGCCAGCAAAGGGCUGGGGAGCCGCCAACGGAGUGACACAACGAACGCUUCAAGUACAUAUGACCAGAUUGGCAGUGGUAGGAAGCAGUCAGUACCGUAUGUCAAACAACAGUCAUUCACACACAAACCGGCCACAACAGGUGCAGCAUCUGGGUUGCACCGCACAAGCACACAGAUGGCAGCCUCUGAUUCCACAAUGUCUGCUAUGGAUGCUGAGGCGAGGAAGCUCAGUAAUCGUACCUUUGGCCAGCGUAUCGGAGGCUCAUUCAGUCUUAACAGAAUUCAAAAGUCGGAUCCAGCUAUUGAUAAGGAAUUGCCAACUGGAGAGUUCACAGUACCGCGAACACGGAAUAUGUCACUAAACAUGGAGAGGACAGGGCAGGAGAACGAUCUGAAUAUAUCGGAUGAAGCCAUCCUCACAAAUCCUGCGAGUAUACUAAAACCAGUGGGAAACAGAGUCAGAACCGAUUCUUUAUCUACCAAGAAUCGCCAGACAUCAACUACGUCGAAAGGUCAUGAUGCGUUGAUGAAGAAGCUUCAGGAGGAGAAUGACCAACAGAAGGCACAAAUCCAACUCAUGCAGAUGCAGCUGAAGAAAAUGGACGGUACAGACAGCAGGAAGGACAUCAAUCUCAAGAUAGAAAAUCAACGCUUGGAGCGAGAACUCGCAGCGUUGAAGGAGGCCGCCGGGGACACAAAUCUGUAUGCGCUGGCAAUGUCAGCUGACAGAGUCAAGUUGCUCGAGCAGGAGCAGGAACGGCGCCGGCACAACAAGCUGGGCAAUGUGCAGUCCAUCAAUGUCACACUCAACCAUGAUCCGUUAGCUAUGGAGUCUCUGCGUGCCGGAUUGAUCAACUUGAAAAAGGAGAGAGACGAUGCUGUGGCACACCUGGACAAGCUGAAAUUCGAGUACGGUAUCAUAGAAGAUAUCUCCGAAAUCGCAGGACCUUCAGAUUCAGCUAAAGGGAUGACACCCGGUCAAGCACCAACAGGGGCAGCUCCAGCAACAAAUGCACCACCACCACCACCACCGCCACCGCCGCCACCAACUUCCAACGCACCACCACCCCCACCCCCCCCUCCGAUGUCCAACGCACCGCCGCCACCACCCCCACCACCAGCAUCAAAUGCACCGCCACCACCACCACCACCACCGGCGUCGAGUGCUCCACCACCACCACCACCGGCGUCGAGUGCUCCACCACCACCACCACCGGCGUCGAGUGCUCCACCACCACCACCACCGUCACCACCGGCGUCGAGUGCUCCACCACCACCACCACCACCACCACCACCACCACCCCACCCCCAUCAGAAGCAUUGCGCCUUUUCUGAGCUUUACGCAAUUGCUUUAAACAUCCGUACAGGAGUAGCACAGCCACCACCGCCACCGCCGCCACCACCAGCUUCUGGCGGUCCUCCACCCCCACCCCCACCACCCCCACCCUCAGGAGGAGCACCACCACCACCACCACCACCGCCGCCACCACAACCCUCCGGAGGAGGUCCACCACCACCACCGCCGCCGCCACCACCACCACCACCGGGUAAGUAA
This is a messenger RNA of Sphaeroforma arctica JP610, 3831 nucleotides long. RefSeq lists its product as hypothetical. Lineage: Eukaryota; Ichthyosporea; Ichthyophonida. Gene Ontology annotation, cellular component: nuclear pore. Gene Ontology annotation, biological process: mRNA export from nucleus. The coding region runs from base 1 to 3831 and encodes 1276 amino acids. The transcript has 18 exons. The record is from RefSeq and is a predicted model, not a curated record. Gene Ontology annotation, molecular function: structural constituent of nuclear pore.